This is a messenger RNA of Saccharomyces paradoxus, 417 nucleotides long. It is a transcript of the gene GOT1, whose product is annotated as Got1p. The coding region runs from base 1 to 417 and encodes 138 amino acids. The record is from RefSeq and is a predicted model, not a curated record. Gene Ontology annotation, biological process: endoplasmic reticulum to Golgi vesicle-mediated transport; retrograde transport, endosome to Golgi. Gene Ontology annotation, cellular component: Golgi membrane; endoplasmic reticulum; COPII-coated ER to Golgi transport vesicle. NCBI's taxonomy places the organism in Eukaryota, Fungi, Ascomycota, Saccharomycetes, Saccharomycetales, Saccharomycetaceae. The transcript is spliced from 2 exons.
AUGUGGCUAACAGAGGCUCAAAAAUUCGGUGUGGCUUUCACUUUCGGUGGUUUUCUCUUCUUUUUAUUUGGUAUAUUCACUCUUUUUGAUCGUGCCCUAUUAGCUUUGGGCAAUAUUCUAUUUUUAAUUGGAGUAUUUUUAAUAAUCGGUUCACAAAAGACUUAUAUUUUUUUUACCAGACCAAAUAAAAGGCGCGGUUCACUAUUCUUCCUAGUUGGUGCCUUCUUGAUACUGUUAAAAUGGACAUUUUUAGGUUUUAUAAUUGAAUCACUAGGUAUUAUAGGCCUCUUCGGUGAUUUUUUUGGCGUCAUCGUUCAAUUUUUGAGGUCAAUGCCCAUAAUUGGUCCCAUACUCUCUCACCCCGCAGUCGCUCCAAUAGUAGAUAAAUUGGCCGGAGUGAGGGUUCUGCCAGUAUAA